Messenger RNA from Jaminaea rosea, 1823 nucleotides. Its product is annotated as Pkinase-domain-containing protein. The record is from RefSeq and is a predicted model, not a curated record. Gene Ontology annotation, biological process: regulation of vacuole fusion, non-autophagic; vacuolar protein processing; protein phosphorylation. Lineage: Eukaryota; Fungi; Basidiomycota; Exobasidiomycetes; Microstromatales. The transcript has 4 exons. The coding region runs from base 34 to 1494 and encodes 486 amino acids. Gene Ontology annotation, molecular function: ATP binding; protein serine/threonine kinase activity. Gene Ontology annotation, cellular component: cytoplasm; Golgi apparatus.
ACACGCCUCAUCCUGAUCAGCCCGUCAAGUACGAUGGAUCGGCUACAAGACACAGCGUAUGCUCUCCUCUCCUCCCUGCAGGCAUGCUCACCAGCCCCGAUCCUCGACAUGUGCGGCCUGUCGGGUCCAUCGGCACUUGGCGGGCAGGGCAACGUCGGUGGGGAAAUCAAGCUCAACGGGCGUAACAUCCAGAUCAUCAAGCUCUUGGGUGAGGGAGGCUUCAGCUUUGUCUACUUGGCGAGGGACAAGGGUAGCGGCAGGGAGUUUGCGCUCAAGAAGAUUCGCUGCUCUCAUGGCUCAGAAUCAUUCACGGCAGCCAUCAAGGAGAUCGAAGCCAUGCGACGCUUUCGAUCCCCGAACAUCAUCCGCAUCCUUGAUAGUGCCGUGGUCCAAGAAGCCGCAGACCAUGCCUCUGGAUUUGGCAAUAUCCCUUCGUCCGAUGCUGAUGCUGCAUCUGGUGCCAAGACGGUAUACCUCUUCCUACCCCUCUACCCGCUAGGAAACGUCCAAGACGCCAUCAAUCGCCAUGCAGUCAACGGCACGCGCUACUCUGAGAGGGAGAUGCUUCAGCUCUUCCUCGGGACAUGCAAAGCCGUGCAAGCAAUGCAUCGGUACCGCUUGCCAGAUGUGCCCGUUGGAGGAAGGAGAGUCUCAGGCGAAGACGACGGGAGUCACGAAGCGAGUCUGGCGAAUGGUGCGACGAGGAGGGGAGGCCAGCCGGGAAAGAUGGCCAAGAUGAGUCUUCCCUCAAGAAAGGGGGGGAGAAGAGGUGUGAAAGGUGAUGACGCUCCUUUGAUCGACGGAGCCGCGACGAACGGCGAGUCCGACCCAUUUGGAAUCGAUUCGGACCACGACGAUGACGAUGACGAGGAAGACGGUGCGGCUUACCCGCCAAAGCCGUCAGUCAAGGGCAAAGAGAGGGAGAUCGUACAGCCGGCGAUGGGUGGGGAAGGAUUGGAGGAGGGCAAGGGAGGAGAAAUGGUCCCGUAUGCGCAUAGGGAUAUCAAGCCGGGCAACAUCAUGGUCUCGAAUGAAUCCUCAAACGCGGGCGACCCUGUCCGUGUCCCCAUCCUCAUGGACUUCGGCAGUGCCACCCGGGCCCGCAUCCUCAUCUCCUCCCGUCGCGAAGCAGUUAUGGAGCAAGACCUUGCAGCAGAACGAUCCACUCUUCCCUAUCGAGCCCCAGAGCUCUUCGACGUCAAGACCGACUCGACCCUGACUGAAACGGUGGACAUCUGGUCGCUGGGAUGCACGCUGUACGCCAUGGCGUAUCAUUAUUCCCCAUUCGAGACGCCUAGCAUGCUCGAGCAAGGAGCAUCUACGGCCCUUGCUGUGUUGAAUGGAAAGUGGGACUUUCCGAAGGGGGAGGGAGAGAUUUACUCAGAGGGUUUCAAGGAGAUUGUAAGGAGAUGUCUCGUGGGUGAGCCGGGGGAGAGGGCUGAGAUUGAGGAGGUGAUCGAGUUGACAGAACGGGCUCUGCAGAGGGUGCAGUGAGGGCGGCCGUGACUGUGAGCACGGGCAUGAUCGUUUGGAAGGUGGUCAAGUUGAGCUGGUCUUGGAGGUCCAGGCGGAGCUUUGCGACCUGGACCUCCAAGUGGUGUAGGAGAUUCCGAACCUCGGCGUAUUUCUGUGCAGGCCAUCUAUGCACCACGCUCGCCGAACAAAGCAUGCCAACCAUCCUCCACCAUACGCCGGCCGGUGCUCACGCUGUAUCAAGUCUCUCUCUCAGGCGAAGCAAUAUCGUACCAAUCGCGGAGCAUUCUGCCCGUUCUCUCUUCCUUUCUUACGUACGAAUGUGCAGAUCGAUCUGUGGUCCCAUCGCC